CAAUGGAGGAAAUCUAUGCCAAUGUUGAACAUGUGAAAUCUGUUGCCUCAAGACCUUCAACCAAUCAGACAGGUCCGAGGAGUUCAGAGAGGAGAUUUCAUGGAGCUGUUGUUCUCUGUCUGGGGCUGCUGAGUGUUUUCCUGCUGGCUGGACUCAUCGGCCUCGGUGUCCACUACAGUAAUGUGAUCCAUGGUUUAACUGAAGAGAGAAACCUGCUGAAUGCCAACCUCACUGAAACUACUAAGGAGCUACAGCGGCUUCAAAGUUUGUCUAAGCAGAAGAGAACUUGUCCUGCAGGAUGGAAGAUGUUCAGCUGUUCCUGUUAUCUCCUCUCCAGUAGGAGUGCUUCCUGGUCAACAGGCAGACAGGACUGCAGAGAGAGAGGAGCACAUCUGGUGGUUAUAGACAGUCCUAAAGAACAGUACAAAGGACUCAGAAACAGCGGUAAAAGUACAACGGUUUACUCAGACUCCAGCAGACAGGCAAACCGUUCAGAAACCGGCAAACAGGAAUCAGAAGAGGAGAGGCUAAACUCUUGGUCAGGGACAGAAGGCUGGGUCGAUUUACCAGGAGGCAGACGAGGCAGACGAGGCAGACGAAGCAGGGGAAGCAGGGGAAGCAGGGGAAGCAGGGGUCGGUAUUGGGAAGACAGGCAGGAGAAUGCUGAAAAGUCUUGCAUGGCAAAGGAGUGA
Messenger RNA from Scomber japonicus (chub mackerel), 692 nucleotides. Its product is annotated as C-type lectin domain family 4 member A-like. The record is from RefSeq and is a predicted model, not a curated record. The coding region runs from base 3 to 692 and encodes 229 amino acids. Lineage: Eukaryota; Metazoa; Chordata; Actinopteri; Scombriformes; Scombridae. The transcript has 5 exons.